AUGAAGGUGAAAAUAGUUUGGAGGAAAGUUCGUGAUUAUGUCCGCUAUGAUUUGAAAGAAAUUGCAUUCCCCUCAUCUUUGCCCGACCCUCCUCAUUUCAAAAAACGUAGAAAAUUAACUUGGAAAGAACGAUAUUUGGUGAUGAAGGAAGCAACUAGACUUUAUGCUGCAAGCUGGGUAAGAGAUAUAGGUCCAGAGCUUCGACCAAAUGAAUACAAAAACAAGGAAAAAUCAGGAGAUGAAAAUGAUGGGAAAACAGGUUCCAACACAGAAUCGGAACCUUCAACAUUGGAGGAUCUUGCUGUUGCUGCUCGAGGUGGAAUGGAGACACUUAGGCCAGCUUUGCAACGGGUUUAUAUGAUUAGAGCAUCUGCUUACAGGGAUGCAUUAAAGAGCUUCAUACAAGGUUACCAAGAAGGCAUACAACAAGUCAUGGAGAAGAAAGACACCACCCUUGAACCUCCUCAACAAGAAGAAAGUAAUGACCCAAAAAAGACUAUUUGAUCUGUCUCAAAGGACCCUCAAAUUUUGUAUCUCCCUAUGAGCUAAUAAUAGUAUUCAGAUUUAGUGAUGUUGCAAACAGAAAAUGACUUUUUAGGUAUAGAUUAUAUGGAUUAUAGAUACUGUUUUUGUAAAAUAUCCUCCAUGUUUAUUAAAUUUUUGUAGCACAUUGAACAUAAGGACUCUACUCGUAUAUGUUGACUAGGCACACACAUCACAUAAAACCGGUGC
Lactuca virosa is the source of this 732-nucleotide messenger RNA. NCBI's taxonomy places the organism in Eukaryota, Viridiplantae, Streptophyta, Magnoliopsida, Asterales, Asteraceae. The record is from the annotation of a GenBank genome assembly.